Molecule: messenger RNA, 1298 nt
Organism: Salvia hispanica
Lineage: Eukaryota; Viridiplantae; Streptophyta; Magnoliopsida; Lamiales; Lamiaceae
Gene: CRR42
Product: DUF3148 family protein
Biological process (GO): NADH dehydrogenase complex (plastoquinone) assembly
Source: RefSeq, a predicted model, not a curated record
AAAUUAAUAUAAUUAGUUAAAAAAUCUGCCACUGACCACUAAUAAGCCAUAAUAUACUAAUUAAUCGCAAAUUAUCAAUAAAGUUAGUCAGCUGAAGAAAGACAACAUAUGCUUAGUGUCGGAGAAGGAAGGUGGAGGUAGCUAGCUCUUGAUAUAUACAAGCAUCAGUUGCAUAGUUGAACUCUUUGCUUCAACAUUUGUGUGAAUAAAUGAAUGUAUACGCAUUGGUCAUGUGUCAAAAGUAUUCCACUUGUGUGUCAUGAAAUGUAAUGAUACUGCCGCUAAUGUUUAAUUGAUUUUAUUUUACUAUAUGGAACUAAAUGAGGAUAGCUAACAAACAGGCGAGGUAGAUGUCUUAAAUUAGUCAACAAGAGAAAUCGCACCACUCAAAUAUGAUGGGAUCUUUUACAAGUAGUACUAAUUUUGGUAUAUACGGUGAUUCUAAGAUUUUACACGCUGUUAUUUUGUUAAUAUUUAGAUCACUUAUCUUAUCCAAAUAUAAGUGAUUGUACUGGAGAAGCACAAAAGUAGAUAUAGUAGGGUGUAAGAAGCACAAAAAAACAUAAUCAGAUUCCAAAUCCAUGGCAAUGAUAUUGCAUCUGUGUUCCGUCAUUCCAGCAAGGAGAAGGCAUGUAGUGAAAUGCGAAUCGAGAAAACUAGAGGUAGGGUCUCCCAUAAUAGUGAUUGAGGCUCCAAAGCUGCUCAAAACUGCUUCUUCUGUUCCUUGCUUGCGCGCCAACGCCGGCUUAGUCAAUCCCGGUGACGUCGGCAGGAUUGUCUCGAGGAAGCCUAUGGAUGUGUGGGCAGUACGACUGAGUAUUGGUACUUAUCUCAUAGAUGGGAAAUAUUUCAAGCCUUUGGAACUCGAUGAUUAACAUCUAAUUUCUCUACAUAUUUUCCUUUAUAUACAAAGUUUUUGGAGUUGAUGGCUUUAGAAUAGUGUAACAAAUUCUCACGUUUUAGCUAAUCAUUUAAUAAGCGAAUAUAUAUGCAAUAUGUUCAUAUCAUCUGUAGGUGAUUAUGCCAAGAUUGAGAUACUCCAUUAACGAAUAGAAAAUGAUCACAUUAUAUGCUUUAUGACAAUUCUUUGUGGAUGCCUCAGUCAGUGGAAAUGUGACAUAAUGAUGUACAAAGAGGAGCAAGAAAAACAAGAAAAGGAGAAUAUGCUAUAACCCAAAAGAAGUGCCAAUUCCUAUCGUAUUCAUUAUCCAUCGAUUUGUAGCACAAUUAGUAAUAAACAUGUUUUUUAUAAGUGAAUGGAUAUCCAUGAAUAUUAAUUGUGCGUUCAUUUGAUUGGA